AUGGCCAACAUCACCUGGAUGGCCAGCCACACUGGACGGUCGGAUUUCAUCCUGAUGGGACUCUUCAGACAAUCCAAACAUCCAGCACUACUUUGUGUGGUCAUUUUUGUGGUUUUCCUGAUGGCGUUGUCUGAAAAUGCUUUCCUGAUCCUUCUGAUACACUGUGACGCCCACCUCCACACCCCCAUGUACUUUUUCAUCAGUCAAUUGUCUCUCAUGGACAUGGUGUACAUUUCUGUCACUGUGCCCAAGAUGAUCCUGGACCAGGUCAUGGGUGUGAAUAAGAUCUCAGCCCCUGAGUGUGGGAUGCAGAUGUUCCUCUAUCUGACACUAGCAGGUUCAGAAUUUUUCAUUCUAGCCACCAUGGCCUAUGACCGCUACGUGGCCAUCUGCCAUCCUCUCCAUUACCCUGUCCUCAUGAACCGUAGGGUAUGUCUCUUCCUGGCAUCAGGCUGCUGGUUCCUGGGCUCAGUGGAUGGCUUCACAUUCACUGCCAUCACCAUGACCUUCCCCUUCUGCGGAUCCCGGGAGAUUCAUCAUUUCUUCUGUGAAGUUCCUGCUGUAUUGAAUCUCUCCUGCUCAGACACCUCACUCUAUGAGAUUUUCAUGUACUUGUGCUGUGUCCUCAUGCUCCUCAUCCCUGUGGUGAUCAUUUCAAGCUCCUAUUUACUCAUCCUCCUCACCAUCCACAGGAUGAACUCAGCAGAGGGCCGGAAAAAGGCCUUUGCCACCUGCUCCUCCCACCUGACGGUGGUCAUCCUCUUCUAUGGGGCUGCCGUCUACACCUACAUGCUCCCCAGCUCCUACCACACCCCUGAGAAGGACAUGAUGGUAUCUGUCUUCUAUACCAUCCUUACUCCGGUGCUGAACCCUUUAAUCUAUAGUCUUAGGAAUAAGGAUGUCAUGGGGGCUCUGAAGAAAAUGUUAACAGUGGGACCUGCCUUUCGAAAAGCUAUGGAGUAG
Messenger RNA from Pongo pygmaeus (Bornean orangutan), 963 nucleotides. RefSeq names its product olfactory receptor family 2 subfamily T member 4 (gene OR2T4). Gene Ontology annotation, biological process: G protein-coupled receptor signaling pathway. The coding region runs from base 1 to 963 and encodes 320 amino acids. Lineage: Eukaryota; Metazoa; Chordata; Mammalia; Primates; Hominidae. The transcript has a single exon. Gene Ontology annotation, cellular component: membrane. Gene Ontology annotation, molecular function: olfactory receptor activity; G protein-coupled receptor activity. The record is from RefSeq and is a predicted model, not a curated record.